Molecule: messenger RNA, 2985 nt
Organism: Struthio camelus australis
Lineage: Eukaryota; Metazoa; Chordata; Aves; Struthioniformes; Struthionidae
Source: RefSeq, a predicted model, not a curated record
CUGAGGCAGGCCGGACGUGUGAGGGGAACCAGGCGCAGGGAGCCGCAGGGCUGGUGGUGGAGUCGGGCACAGAGCAAACGUCUCCCUGAGCCCAGAGUGUCCCCCUGGCCGCUGGGUUUUUCUGCCUCCUCAGCGGUGGUGAUUUGAAAGUCGUGUCCUUAACGAGUGUUUUACUUAAAGGCUAUUAAAAUAGCGUUGUCAGAAAGCACGCUUCCAGUUGCUUGCUACGCCCAUAACGUUCAGAAACACAGGCAGCGUUUUGCUAGUCCUAAAGCGGAGAACCUCGCUGUUGCGCUUCUAAUAUUACGUUGUGCAGUUUCACGGAUAUGUAGCAGAUGGUGAUCCUUGAAAACUUUUCGUGUCUUUGGAGAAAAGGUUUUCAAGAAUCGGUGUGUGUGUGCUUUCCUCACCCAAAAAGAGCAAUUACAGAAAGGCAUUGACUUGAAGUCAAUGUGCUGUAAACAGUUAAAAGUAACCAUUAAAAAUAGCAUUUGGCUUAACUUACUUUCUUGCUACCGUAUCUUAUGUAGGUAAACAUUAAAGCUUUGGAAAAUGUAUUCUGAAAUAAUGCUGAUGUAAUUCAUAAAUUACAUACCCAUACUGGCCCUAGUUUUUCAGGGAUGCUAAAUGAACUCGAUAGCUAAGAAGAAAAGACUAUGAAAUUCAGGUGUGAAACAGCUGUCUGACAGAGUAGUGGACCACUGCGUUUCUCUGAGUAUUGCAGUAUCAUCACUGUUGUUUUCUGUAGUCAAAAUAAUAGAGUAAGUCAAAUUUGGGAGUCUGGCUUAUUUUGGGAGUGUUUUGAAGAUCUGACUUUUUGAAUGCCUCUUUUUUUUUUUUCUUUUUUUUCUUUCCCUCCCCCCUCCUUAGCUCAAAUACAUAAAUUACAGAUAUAUGUUGUAAACUUAUUUUGUAGGAGCAACUGGUCAUGGUGGAACUGUCAGGAAUUAUUGAUUCAGACUUCUUAGAAAAAUGUGAAAACAAAUGCAAGAUUUUGGGAAUAGAGACAGAGAGGCCCAUUUUACAAGUGGACAGAUACGUCUUUGCUGGUGAAUAUGAGGAUACCUUGGGAACCUGUGUGGUUUUUGAAGAAAAUGCAGAACAUGCAGAUGCAGAAGGCAACCCAAAGCUACAGCUGAAAUACAAGUGCCAUACAAUGAAGAAAUUGAAUAUGACACGGACACUUUUGACAGAGAAGAAGGAAGGCGAGGAGAAUGUUGAUGGUGUGGAGUGGUUGCAGAUCAAGGACAGAGAUUUUUCCUACAGCAGGCCUAAUAUGAUUUGUAGCUUUCUGCGUGAAAAGGAAGAUUCUGAGGAGUCAGCUCAGGCGCAGGACAAAUUGACUGAAGACUCAGAGGGAGAGGUGAGCGACAGAGGAAACUCUGACAUGAAUUGUGAUCUGGAGAAGGAGCACGCCUUGGAAACGGAAGCCUCUGUUCCUCUGCCUGACAGCCCUGCUUCUAGGACAGAGGAUUCUCCUUCUAGAAGUGUUGCCUUAGAUGAUGCCCCACCAUGAUGUCAGCUCUGAUACUUUCCAGAUUUCUUUGUGGAGUUAGCGGACCAAUUUUUAAAGGCCUUGACCUGAUGUCCAAUAUAUCUGAGCAAUUAAUAGUGCAAAAAAUGAUUUUCUUGCACAUUGCUCUUAUGUCUGGAUCUUAGUGAGCUUUUUAGUAUUUGUUUAAAAAUGCCAAUUGGGAAUGUGUGUAUCUCUACCUCAGGACUGAAGAGGAGGAAAUAGUUUCCUAAGGUAGUUCCUUAUUAUGUAAAACUUGGUUUUGUACAAUCUGGGACGUCUUGUAAUGAGGAGGGGGAAUAAAGUCCUGACACUUCCAGGUACGAUUUCACCUGAUGUCAUGUUAUUCAAUCACAUACAAUGUCUGUUCUUGCACUACGUUUAUUUGAUUUUUUUUUUUUCAAUAAGUCUGUCUGUAAUUACCUUUUUGCUAAGACUGUUACUCAUCAAAUCGGAUUGCUUAGUUUGGGUUUUCUAUAGCAUUUUUCUUCCCCUUCCUUGACUUUUUGAUCUUAGAACCUUUUGUUUGUUUGUUUGUUUGGCUUUUAUGCCUAAGGUCUUGUAACCACGGGUCAGUGGUUCUCACACUCGUCCUCAUGACUAUGUCAUGAUCACCACCGAUUUAUUCUCAUAUAAAAGAUCAAUACCUGGUAGAGUCAUUAGAUUUUUUUAAAACAGCUUUUUUUAAGCAUAAAAUGAUUUCUUCAUAAUCCUUUUUCCCUUCCCACUUUACUUGCAACAAUACUUAACACUGACUAGGGGAUUAUGGAAACGCCUACCUAAUUCCAGUAGAAUUAUUUAAUACUUUAGUUAGUAAAGGUCGCAGGAGGCAUCACCAGCAUUGUACACAGGACAGGAUCAGUAAAGAUAAGUCAAUAAAAUGGUACAUCAGUUUCAAACCAUCAAUCCCCCUAUUCUGGUUUUCUGUGUAGAAGCAAUUGAUCAAUGGGGGCAGGGAGAGAGGAGGGUAGGGAAGAAGAAGAGAGGGUCUUUUGGGUGCUCUCCAGCCUGGGUAUGGAUCUUCCAUGGAAGUGCCUAUGCAGUAGGCUUCAGGGAGAUCUCGGAACUUUCAUUUUCUAUUCAACGAGUGGAGUUUUAAAAGCAUUAUUCAAACUUUAUUUUUGUGUUGCUUACAGAGUAGUAUUAUAAUUGGAAUAAUGAUCUCGGGAAUAAUAUGAGCUGGCAUAAUGUAAGCUGGGCAUGCUGCAGAGAGAAUAGUGUUUGCUGUCUCAUCUGCUGCUGCUGAGAACAGGUGCUUCCACAGAUUUCCUCUCUGUCAACACUACAGCAUAGCAACUCCCUCCUAUGUUUUGUUACCAAUUGCAAAAGCUGUCACUAUGUAUGUUUCUGACCUUUUUGCAGCCUUUUCUUUCAGUUGUAUACAGCUAUUUCUUUGUUCUACUUUAACUGGGAAAUCAGUAUUUUUGUCUCUCUGAAUGUUUUCUGUACAUUAUAAACUAUGAGCAUCUUCA